Lolium rigidum is the source of this 3251-nucleotide messenger RNA. RefSeq lists its product as uncharacterized. NCBI's taxonomy places the organism in Eukaryota, Viridiplantae, Streptophyta, Magnoliopsida, Poales, Poaceae. The record is from RefSeq and is a predicted model, not a curated record. The transcript is spliced from 3 exons. Bases 150 to 3125 code for a protein of 991 amino acids. Gene Ontology annotation, molecular function: nucleic acid binding; zinc ion binding.
UCCCCACAUCAACCGCCCAAAGUGUCUGCCCCACAUCGAGCUUUCUCACGGGUCCCCGUGCUCCCCUGCCCGCCGAAACUACCACCAACCGCCGCCCGGCCCCCAGCUCCUCUCGCUGCUCUGCUCCCCGCCCUCCGGGGAACCGGCCGAUGGAGUUCUCCCGCCGCGGCCCAGCCACCGACGGUGUCGCCGACGGCCACCGCUGCCCCGACCCUCCGCCGCACGGAGACGCGAUGCUGGUGAUGAGGGAUGCGCUGCUGUGGCAGCUCCACAAGGACCGCCUUCGUCAGGAGAUCAUCGUGGGCGAGCUCGCCAAGAUAGAGCGCACCGUGGCACUUCGCGCCGCGUCCGGUCACCACACCACGGCGAUGCCCCGGGACAGCAUGCCACAGCCCAGAGGACCCGUCUUCGGCUGGGAACACUACGGUGACGUGAGUGAGGAAAAUGAUGUGAAGCUACCGCCAAACAACGACAGGGAGACUGCGGAAUCCAGAUUUCCAAAGCCCGUCGGGGAAGAUCGUGCCAACAAAUCCUGCAACACCUGCAAAUGUGGUGGUAAUGCGGGUCCACAGAGCUCAGCAUUUGAUGAUCCGAAACUGCAAGAUCCCGUUCAGACUGUUCCUCCAAGUAAAACAUCGCCUGCGGUGAAGUGGGAACUGACAGGAAUAACCAUACCAGUUAAGAAGCCGAAGCCGAAGCUACCCAUGACAUGGAGUUGCACCGUGUGCCAGGUGCUGGUAAACAUUGAGAAGGUCGUACAGAAGCAUUGUGCUGGGAGGAUGCACCAGUCAAAUAUAGCAACAUUGGAAUCAAGAAUUAAGGCCAUCAGUGGUCAGAAGGCGAAAAAAGGAGCAAAACCUUCUACUGGUACAGAUGAGAUAAAAACAUCUUCAAUAAGAUGGAGUUGCAGCACCUGCCAGGCCAACGGUUUAUGCCAAUCAGACUUAGAGGAACACCUCAAAGGCACAGAACACCAGCACAACAUCGUAGCUUCAUGCAAAGAAGGCAGUAACAACGAUAUGGUGAAGAACAUUGCACCGGAUGAAGCAAAAUCGCACAAGAGCAAUGUGCCACAGCAUGCAGAAAAGGCACAUUCGGUAGGCUGCAGCACUUGCCAAGUUAUCUGCGGCCGCGAAUCAGAUCUGCAGAUCCACCUGAAGGGUAAAAGGCACUUGAAUAAGAUUCGAGCCGUACUCGAAGAGAGCAAGAACGUUGCAGCCUUAUGCCAAGAAGGCAGCAACAACGAUGUAGCGAAGAACAUUGCACCGCAUGAAGCAAAAUCGCACGAGAGCAAUGUGUCACAACAUGCAGAGAAGCCACCUUUAGUAGCUUGUGACAUUUGCCAAGUUAUCUGCGGCCGCGAAUCAGAUCUGGAGAUCCACCUGAAGGGUAAAAGGCACUUAAAUAAGAUUCGAGUCCUACUUGAGGAAAGCAAGAACAUAACCAUGGACCCUGAGGCACACAAAACAGACUUAAACCAGGACAGUGCGCCACAACAUAUGGAGAAAACCAAUUGCGAAUUAGACUUGGAGAGCCACCUCAGAGACGAGAGACUCCAACUGAAUAUUCAGGCUCUUGGCGAGAAAACCAAGCAAGAGAAAAGCAAUCCACAAGAAAUUGCCAAGGGCCGAAUACCAUCAUCAGAAUGGGAUUGUGCUACUUGUAACUCCAAAGCUCAAUUUGAGCACCACUGCACAAAUAGAAGAGAUCAACGGAAGAUCAAUGUGAUACUCGGCGAAGAUGAUAUUGCGAAAGUGAGCAGUCUUCACAUCGAAGUCCCAUGCAAAGAAGGAAGUAACAACGAUAUGGUGAGGAACAUUGUGUCACGGGAAGCAAAAGCGCAUCAGAGCAAUGUGCCAGAGCAUGCAGAGAAGCCACCGUCAGUAUGGAGUUGCAGCACUUACCAAGGCAUCUGUAACUGUGAAUCAGAUUUGGAUAUCCAUCUGAUGAGUAAAAGAAUCCAAGAUAUAGUAAAAGAAUGCAGGAACAUUGCAAUGAAUUCCGAGUCACAGAAUACAAAGGUGAAUCCAACUAGUGUGCCACAACAUGUAGAGGAAACGAAUUGCCAAUUAAACUGGGAGGGUCACCCCGACCUCAGAGAUGAGAGACUCCAACCAAUGAACGAUCGGGCCCUUCGCGAAACAAUCAACCAAGAUAAAAACAACCCAGCAGAAAUUGCCAAGGACCAAAUUCCAUCCUCAGAAUGGGAUUGCGCUAUGUGUGAGGUCAAAUGUAAUUCUAAAGCCCAUUUCGAGCAUCACUGCACAGGCAGAAAGCAUCAGCAAAAAAUAAAUAUGACACUCGGUGAAGGCGAUAUUGCAAAAGUGAGCAGUCUCCACAUCAAAGUCCCAUGCAAAGAAGGCAGUAAUAACGAUAUGAUCAAGAACAUUGUGUCACAGGAAGCAAAAUCGAAUCAGAGCAAUGUGCCAGAGCAUGCAGGGAAGCCACCUUUAGUAGGUUGCAGCAUUUGCCAAGUUAUGUGUGGCCGUGAAUUAGAUCUGGUGAUCCACCUGAAUGGUAAAAAGCACAUAAAGAAGAUCCGAGCGCUACUCGAAGAAAGCAAGAACAAGGCAAUGAAUUCUGAGCCACAGAAAGCAAACAUGAACCCGGAUAGUGUGCCGCAACCUGCGGAGAUAACAAAUUGUGAAUUAGACUGGGAGAGCCACCUCACAGAGGAGAGACACCAUCUCAUGAAUGAUUGGACCCUUCAUGAAAAAAUCAGCCAAGAUCCACCAGAACUUGUGAAUGACCAAAUACCAUCUUCAGAAUGGGAUUGCGCUGUAUGCCAGGCCAAAUGUAACUCUAGAGCUCAAUUUGAGAAUCACUGCUUAAGCAAAAAGCAUCAACGGAAGACCCAGAUGAUACUCAGCAAAAGCGAUAUCGCUAAAACAGGUUGUCUGGAGGCCCUGGAUGAACUGCCUUCGGAUGGCUCGAAUAGCAAGAAUGAACUACCUUCGGACGGCUCCAACAGGGAGAAUGAACAGCCUUCACCGAACAUGGAGGAGCAGAAGGCAUCGAACUUUUGCGGUAGAAUGCUAGAACAUCAUUGUAUCGGAGGAAGCCCCGAGCAAAGCUCAAUGCAAAGAACUGGCAUGUGUUCAUGUAUCCAGGUGUACGGUUGUUAGGGGAAAUUGCAAUGCAUGAUGAUGUAUGUACAUUCGAAUCAUAUGGUGGCAUUGCGAGAAUCUUAUAUAAGUCGUUUCAGGACAAACUGCCGACUGUUAUUUUAUUCUGUGAUACAACAUGUUCAU